AAUGUACUUGGAUUCUCUAAAACUUCUGAUGUCAUUUGAGAUAUCUGGUAGGGAAUUUCUGAAUUAAAUGUGUUUGAUUCAGCAAAAGUGAUUAUUGAAGAAAUUGCCUUCAGACCCUUCAAAGAAUUCUACAGAAGACAUCCUUAUUACGUUUAUUCAUUUGCACAAUGGGUAGUACAAAAGAGAAUAACAAUGACAAAGAUGACCUUCUGCUUAGAAUGGGACUCAAUGAUAACAAAGCAGGAAUGGAAGGAUUAGAUAAAGAGAAAAUAAAUAAAAUCAUCAUGGAAGCCACCAAGGGGUCUAGGUUUUAUGAAAAUGAACUCAAAAAGGAAAAGCAAGUAAACCAACGAAUUGAAAAUAUGAUGCAACAAAAAUCUCAAAUUACCACUCAGCAGCUCUGGAAAGCACAAUUACAGGUUGACAAGCUUGCAAUGGAGUUGGAACAGAACCGCAACCUGUGCUGUACUAUAAUACACAUUGACAUGGAUGCUUUCUAUGCUGCUGUAGAAAUGAGAGAUAAUCCAGAGCUGAGGGAUAAACCCAUUGCAGUAGGAUCAAUGAGUAUGUUGUCUACUUCAAAUUAUCAUGCAAGAAGAUUUGGAGUACGGGCAGCUAUGCCUGGAUUUAUUGCUAAGAGACUCUGCCCACAAUUAACAAUAGUGCCCCCAAAUUUUGACAAAUAUCGAGAAGUGAGUAAAGAGGUUAGAGAAAUUCUUGCAGAUUAUGAUCCCAAUUUUAUGGCCAUGAGCCUUGAUGAAGCCUAUUUGAAUAUAACAAAGCACUUAGAGGAAAGACAAAACUGGCCUGAGGAUAAAAGAAGAUAUUUCAUCAAAAGAGGAAACUCUACAGAAAAUGAUAAACCAGAAACUGUCAUAUCAGGGGCACCAGAAUUAAAUGAAGCUGCCCUAUCCAUUUCUCCUUUACUCUUUGAAGAUAGCCCUCCUCAUCUACAGCAACAAGAACCAGAAAUUCCUUCCCAAGUACACUUUGAAGAACAGAGAGAUCCUCAAGUCCUCCAAAAUUCAGUUAUUUUUGGGACUUCAGCUGACGAAGUUGUAAAGGAAAUUAGAUUCAGAAUUGAACAAAAAACAUCUCUGACAGCCAGUGCAGGCAUUGCUCCAAAUACAAUGUUAGCAAAAGUAUGCAGUGAUAAAAAUAAACCAAAUGGACAAUACCAGAUUUCUCCUAAUAGGCAAGCUGUAAUGGACUUCAUCAAGGAUUUACCCAUUAGAAAGGUUCCAGGAAUAGGGAAAGUAACUGAGAAAAUGUUAAAAGCACUUGGAAUUGUCACCUGCUCAGACCUUUACCAGAAGAGGGCCCUACUUUCUCUUCUUUUUUCUGAAACAUCUUGGCAUAGCUUCCUUCAUAUUUCCCUUGGUCUAGGUUCAACACAAAUGGAAAGGGAUGGAGAGAGGAAGAGUAUGAGCAUUGAAAGAACAUUCAAUGAGAUAAAUAAAGCAGAGGAACUGUAUAACUUGUGUCAAGAACUUUGUAAUGAACUUGCUCAGGAUCUACAGAGAGAAGGACUUAAGGGCAAAACAGUUACAAUUAAGCUGAAGAAUGUGAAUUUUGAAGUAAAAACUCGAGCAUCUACUGUAGCAGCUGUUGUUUCUACUGCAGAAGAAAUAUUUGCUAUUGCUAAGGAACUACUAAAAGUAGAAAUUGAUGCUGAUUAUCCACAGCCCUUACGACUACGACUUAUGGGCGUACGGAUAUCAGGCUUUUCCAGUGAAGAAGACAAGAAGCACCGACAGAAAAGCAUCAUUAGCUUCUUAAAAGUUGGAAGCCAUACCAUAGAUCCAGUUGGGUCUGUGCUGGAGAAAAAUAACCAAGAUCAAGUUAUGGAACCUCCAGAAAUAUCUCACAAGCAGAGUUUCUUCACUAAAAAGCGGUCAGAAAUGAGUUGGAACCAUCAAGAUGCCUUUAAAUUUGAACCUGAAACUAUCCAAGGCUUCCAAGUUUCACAGCCAUCUAGUCUUUCAAAGGAAAAAAUGAAAGAGAAUUUAGAAGCAUCAGAAAAUUUAGAUGACUAUCAGAUCUUUACCUGUCCUAUUUGUUUUAAGGAACAAGGAAGAAUGUGUUUGGAAACAUUUAACAGGCAUGUGGAUGAAUGUCUCAGUAGGACACUGAUAGACUGUGACUCCAAAAUGGUGGCUGUCCCACAAUCAUCGUCUUUUUGUUCAGAAGUAAAUCCAGAUUUAAAACCCCAUAAUAUUAUAGAAAGCCCGUUAGUAGAUUUUGUGCCUUCAGUAAGUAUAGAUGUGCUUCCUCAACGAAAAAGUACAGAGGUUUUAAACACAGGAACAGAGGAUGAGCACAGUCAAAAUCAGUAUUCUAGUCUCUGGAGCAAGUCUUCUCUUGUUGAAUAUUUUUAUCAGAAUUCUCCCCAUGAAAAUGAAGGAUAUCAUGCUAAGCCUUCAGCUGGGCAAACAACCCUCCAGACCUGCUUGCUAAGAGACAAAACUUUAGUGUGUCCUGUUUGUAAUUUAGAGCAAAAGACUUCUGAUCUGAUGCUCUUCAAUAGUCAUGUAGAUAUUUGCUUAAAUAAAGGUCUUAUCCAGGAAUUAAGGAAGGACAAAGCUAGUAUGGUCGUGAAUUGUCCAACAGAAAAUUCUAAAAGUAAUGGGAGCUCUAGCAAAAUACAGAAGAGCGUGAAUAUCAUAGCAAAACCCAAAAGGCCAGGAUUGAUGACCCAGAAUUCUACAUCAAAGAAAACCAAACCAAAUAAUUUCAAAUAUACAAUUGAUAGCUUUUUUAAAUGAACAGUAAGAAUUUUAUUUUAGAAGAGGUCAUUUAUAAACUAUGAAUAUUUUAAAUUCUUAUUUUAAAAUUACAGCUUGAUUCAAUGAAUAUAAAUUACUUAAUGCUAGAAUCUUGUGGUGCUGCUGUCAAUAAUGUUAAAGUUGUGGAUUUGUUUUGGCAGGAGCUAAUAAGACGUGUUUAUUUGUUUAGAGAACAUAAAGUCACAUUAAUUGGGUUUAUGGACCCAUUAAGACAAAAAAGUUGUUUUUGUUUGUUUGCUCAUUUUAUUUAUUAGCUGGAAAAUAUUUUUCAUCCUUGAAAAUAAUGAGGAUAUUGUCAAAUGAAGACAUUUGACAAUGAUCCAUAUCUCCUAUAAGCACUUAAUUCACUUUUAAAGUAUUUAAUCAUAAGAUUGGAAAUAAUUGUAGUACUUUACUUAUAUAGCAAGUCAGAAAAACAGUAUCUUAUUUUGUCACAUUUGACCUUUUUUUUUUUUUUUUAAUUCACUUGAAAAAAAAUUUUUAAGACUGGAUUUUUUCCCUCUUGUUUUAGCUAGAAGAGCAGAGGCUAAUGCACAGGCCCAAUCCCACUACUGAUUGGCAUAGGAACUUUGACCUGCUCUGUUUCUGACAUGGUCCUAUUUGACUCUUCUUAAGUCAAUCUGGUCUUAUGUCUCUCUGGCUCCUCCUCAAUUUCCUGUCUCCCGCCUAUCCCAGCAGCCCUGAUAUUAAUCUCAGACUCAUUAUGGGUACUUGAUUGGUUUAGCCUGUUGCAGCUUACAAUUCCAAAGCUGAAGAGAUCUACCAGGAUCAACAUCCCCAGUGGCUAGGAUUAUAUGCAUGCAUACCUGAUUACUUUUUAUGAGAAAUACUUAAGGUACUGUACAUUUGUAAAGAUUAUGAAAUGUAUUAAAGUUUUGAAUUAUGUAAAGCUCUAAUUAAAAAUAGAGUAAUCAAUAUUUAUAAAUAAUUUAAGUAAAAAUAAUAAAUUAAUAACUAAUUAAGGUUACCUUAUUGGUUUUUUUGUUUUGUUUUUUUUUUCCUGAGGCAAUAGAGGGUAAGUGACUUGCCCAGGAUCACACAGCCAGGAAGUGUUAAGUAUCUGAAAUCAGAUUUGAACUCAGGUCCUCCUGACUUUAGGGCUGGUGCUGUAUCUACUGUGCCACCUAGUUGCCCCUACCUUAUUGUUUAAAGAAGAAAAAAGUAAUUGUUUUUCUUUUUUACUAGUAAAAAAUUCUAUUUUUGUUAGGAUUUAUCAGACUAAAAAGUUUUUACUUUUUCCUGCUUUGGAUAAUUUUUUCCCAUGUUUUACCUGUAUAUGUUUGAAUUAAAUAUAUAAGAAAGCAAAGUUUUGGAGACAACAUAUUGGGAUCUUAAACAUAGCCUUUGAAUAAAAGCAAUAAAAUUUGACCUCAGUAUAAAUUGAAAUUUGCAGUUUUAGGCUAAACAUUUAUUAACAUUUGUUUGGGUCAUCUUAAUUUGUUGAUUUUGAAAAUACACUACAAUUAACAAAACAAAAUGAUUUAUAUCAGCCUCAAUAAAACAUUUUAUUCACUGUU
Antechinus flavipes (yellow-footed antechinus) is the source of this 4303-nucleotide messenger RNA. RefSeq names its product DNA polymerase kappa (gene POLK). Gene Ontology annotation, biological process: error-prone translesion synthesis. The coding region runs from base 168 to 2765 and encodes 865 amino acids. The transcript is spliced from 15 exons. Lineage: Eukaryota; Metazoa; Chordata; Mammalia; Dasyuromorphia; Dasyuridae. Gene Ontology annotation, molecular function: DNA-directed DNA polymerase activity; damaged DNA binding. Gene Ontology annotation, cellular component: nucleus. The record is from RefSeq and is a predicted model, not a curated record.